Molecule: messenger RNA, 1159 nt
Organism: Daphnia pulicaria
Lineage: Eukaryota; Metazoa; Arthropoda; Branchiopoda; Diplostraca; Daphniidae
Product: glutathione peroxidase-like
Exons: 5
Biological process (GO): response to oxidative stress
Molecular function (GO): glutathione peroxidase activity
Source: RefSeq, a predicted model, not a curated record
UUUCGAUGUCUUCAUCAACCAACUUCGAGUUUAGUUUAAACGUUAGUCUUGAUCGAGCACCCAUCCGGGUGAGAAGAUUGAACUUGCUGAUUUCUUUUUUAUCCAGCAAGUAACGAUCGGGUGAAAAUGGCGGUUUGGGGCAUUUUGCUCACGGCUGCCACCCUUUUGGGGCCCAUGGUAAGCGGAGACAAGAUCAAAGUGAGCCAGCAUUGCGUCACGUCCAACUCUUCCAUUGACAGCGUUUAUGCUUAUGCAGAGAAGGGGCUCAACAGCUCAAGGACAUUACGCCUUUCGAAAUUCAGCGGGAAGGUGAUGCUCCUUGUUAACGUGGCAACCUACUGAGGGUUCACCUAUCAGUACCACGAAUUGAAUGCACUACAAGAGGAGUUUGCCAAUGAUUUGGUUGUUUUAGCUUUUCCUUGUAAUCAAUUUGGACAGCAAGAACCCGGAGGUACUGAUGAGGAGAUUUUGAACGGGAUUCGUUACGUCCGGCCGGGAAACGAUUUCCAGACGAACAUAACGCUUUUCCGCAAGAUUGAUGUCAACGGCGCUAACGAACAUCCCUUAUAUUCUUAUCUGAAAAAAAGUUGCCCGACGACUCGUGAUUUUUUCGCACCAGCCACGAGACUGGAUUACAGUCCAAUGCGCAACAACGACGUCCGCUGGAAUUUCGAAAAGUUUCUAAUCAGCCGCAAGGGCAAACCUGUGAAACGUUACGAUGCCAGUUCUCGGGUCUCGGAUAUGCGCGAUGACAUUGAAUCCCUUCUUUUCCCCUCUCUCGUGUAGAUGUUGUUGUUUAUGAAUCUUAUUUUUUUUCCGCUUGAGGGAACUUUUAACUUGCUUGUAAAUGUUUUAGAAGCAGCCGUGUUGUUGUGAGGGGGAAAAACGAGAUUGGCGCGCGUGACGUAAUGACACUCCAGGUCUCAACCGCCCGAAAUAUGGCGGCGAUUUGGAGAAGAGGUUUUGAAAUUCGGUUCGACUUGAAUUAAGGAUGUGACGGACGAGAGAUCAUUUACCAUCUCGCUCUCGUUUUCGUGCUCCCUUGUGCAUUCGGGGGCCGUCAGAUCCGGUUUCAGUCGCCGGUUUUGUCCGCUCGAGUCCGUUUCGUACUUUCCCUCACGACGGCUGUGGAUGAAUACAUGGAAGUUUAAGCUACAAA